UAUCCAAAUAUGAACAAUGAACAAUACUCAUAAAAAAUCAUUAACGUGAUCUAUUCAUUGUAUUAAUCGACACAAAAUGGAAGAAAACGAAGCUUCAAUACCGGGGCUCUGGACAAAUUUCACGGAAACAACUGGAUUUCAUGGUUUGAAUAAAAUGAAAUUUGACAAGAAAUACCCAGGACAGCUUAUUAGAAGUGUAUGCUGGGCAGUAGUAUGGCUGGCAAGUGCAGCAGUCCUCAUCUAUAUCAUUACAACUGAGUUAAUUAACUACUAUAGCUACCCAUGGGUUUCUACCACGUACAUUCGGCUGGAGCAAGAAGCACAAUUUCCUGUCGUGACAUUGUCAGUUUGUGAUGGAAAUACAUUAGAUUUGAAUUUCACUUCUUUUGUUUUCGAUGAUGAUUUCGUAAAUAUCUCGGAUGUACCAGUUAUUGAAUAUACAGAUUUCACUACUUACGAUAUGGUCGAUAUUGGUAAAUGUAAUAAUCGGAGAUUUAAUGCAAAUGGCAAGCUAUUGACAGAUCAACAUGGAAGACAUAAUAAUCUGCUAAUUAAAACGAGAGCCAAAGAAAUACAGAUUGCUGUUCAUCCUCCUCGAGAGGAGCCAGACAUGUAUGAAGACAGUAUCACUGUUGGACAAGACACUUAUUCAUUUAAAGAAGUGCACAGGAGAGAGUAUAUAUUUUUACCAAGUCCAUUCAUAUCGUUUGGGAAUCAGAUGUGUCAAGAAAACUACGACUAUUUUGAUUGUGAUCGUAAAUGUUGGAAUGAAUUAUUGAAAAAACAGUGCGGUUGUACGAUGAACCGUUCAGGGAAUGGAACACAUUGCGUCGAUACUCCAGCGGACAAAGCAUGUUCGGAUAAGUUAGAAACAAAGGAGUCGUCAGCAAUAUGUGAAGCUGCAUGUCUUCCAGAAUGCAAGUUCAUUAAGUAUGACGUGAUAGUAUCAUCAAGAGUGUCGAAGUAA
Molecule: messenger RNA, 967 nt
Organism: Mytilus trossulus (common blue mussel)
Lineage: Eukaryota; Metazoa; Mollusca; Bivalvia; Mytilida; Mytilidae
Product: acid-sensing ion channel 5-like
Exons: 6
Coding region: 77-967 (296 amino acids)
Biological process (GO): sodium ion transmembrane transport
Cellular component (GO): plasma membrane
Molecular function (GO): ligand-gated sodium channel activity
Source: RefSeq, a predicted model, not a curated record